This is a messenger RNA of Moesziomyces antarcticus, 1506 nucleotides long. RefSeq names its product mandelate racemase/muconate lactonizing enzyme. Bases 1 to 1506 code for a protein of 501 amino acids. Lineage: Eukaryota; Fungi; Basidiomycota; Ustilaginomycetes; Ustilaginales; Ustilaginaceae. Gene Ontology annotation, molecular function: magnesium ion binding; hydro-lyase activity. The transcript is spliced from 2 exons. Gene Ontology annotation, biological process: carbohydrate catabolic process; amino acid catabolic process. The record is from RefSeq and is a predicted model, not a curated record.
AUGACGCAGUCGUCGCCGCUCAUCGUCUCGUCCUACUCGAUCCACGAUGUGCGCUUCCCCACCUCGCUCACGGGCGAUGGCACCGACGCCAUGAACAAGACCUGCGACUACUCGGCCGCAUACCUGAUCCUGUACACAAGCCCCAAGGACUCUGCAGAGAUCGUGUCGUACCGCGGCCGCGAGAGCGAGGCGAUCAAUGCGCCGGUCAAGGAGGACUCGUCGCUGCGUGGAUUCGGCAUGACGUUCACCAUCGGCAAGGGCAACGAGAUCUGCUGCCAGGCCAUCGCCUCGGUGGUGGAGGAGCUGCUGCUCGGACGCGAGAUCGAGCCGCUCUUUGCCAACAUGGGCGAGACGUGGCAGCUGAUGGUGUCGGACCCGCAGCUGCGCUGGAUCGGCCCCGAGAAGGGCGUCAUCCACCUCGCCACAGCGGCGGUGAUCAACGCCAUCUGGGACCUCUACGCUCGCUCGCGCAGCAAGCCGCUGUGGAAGCUCAUCGUCGACAUGUCGCCCGAAGAGCUCGUGCGUUGCAUUCCCUUCCGCUACAUCACCGACGCCAUCACGCCUGCCGAGGCGCUCCAGAUCCUCCAGGACGCAAGCAAGGGCAAGGCGGCGCGCGAGGCCGAGAUGGUGGCCAAUGGCUACAAGGCCUACACCACCUCGGCCGGCUGGUCGGGCUACGACGACGCCAAGGUCGCCCGCCUCACCAGGUCGGCACUCGAACAGGGCUUCAACCACUUCAAGCUCAAGGUCGGUGCGGAUGUGGAGGAUGACAUCCGUCGCCUGUCGCUCAUGCGUUCCAUCGUGGACGAUCCCAAGGAGAUGCCUGCUGGCCGUGCGGAACCGUCGGCAGCGAGCCUGGAGGGCAAGAAUGCCGGCCCGACGGGCUGCGUCGUCAUGGUCGACGCCAACCAGGUGUGGGACGUGCAAGAGGCGAUCGACUACAUGGAGAAGCUGGCGCACCUGCGACCGUGGUUCAUCGAAGAGCCCACAGCGCCGGACGAUGUGCUCGGCCACGCCGCCAUCCGACGCGGCAUCAAGCAUCUCGGCAUCGGCGUCGCCACGGGCGAGCACGCGCACAACCGCAUGACCUUCAAGCAGCUGCUGCAGGCGGACGCCAUCGACGUGGUGCAGAUCGACUCGUGCCGACUGGCGGGCGUCAACGAGAUUCUGGCCGUCAUGCUCAUGGCCAAGAAGUUUGGCAAGAUCGUCUGCCCGCACGCCGGCGGAGUGGGGCUGUGCGAGUACGUGGUGCACCUGAGCCUCAUCGAUUACAUCUGCAUCAGCGCCACCAACGAGCGCAACGUGCUCGAGUGGGUGGACCACCUGCACGAGCACUUUAUCUACCCCGUCAGCAUCAACGGCGCCGGCUGCUACAACACGCCCAUGGACCCGCAGGGCGGCUACAGCAUCGAGAUGCUCAAGACCUCCAUCGAGGACUACUCGUUCCCCAACGGCUCGUACUGGAAGACGGGAGAGGCGCGCACCGCACCUCCCUCUGGCCACUGA